AUUCGAGAACCGGAAGGGUCCUUCGACUCAGGAGCUUGUCCCUGCCGGCACACUUGGAACCACCCUUGUCGACCUUCAACACCGUCGCUUCUCCUCCUCUCAGCUCCUACCCCAGUUCAAAAGUCGACAAGCGACAAGGCAUUUCUUCCGGCUCCCUGUCGACUGAUCAAACCACCUCUCGCAUCCUUCUUCGUACAUCUGCGUAUAUCUCCUGUUUGUCGACCCCGCGGGGAAAAAGACCACAUUCUCUUAUUCUACACCAUCUCGGUCUGUUUAUCCGCUAUCAGGUCCCACAGCCCGAGCAAUCCCCCCAGCCAGCCAACAUGGAGUCUCCGCCAUUUGCUACAGAUCUGGAUCGGAUAGCAGACACCCUGCGUCGCAUUGACACUGGUGCUUCAUCCCACUCCUCGCGACAGAAUGCCCCUUCCUUUGACCCCAACACUGCUGUCGAAAGGAACUCAGACAUCAUGAACCCAGAACCUCGCUACCAUGUCUCCUCCUCUCGCGACUUCCCUAUGCCUCCCCCAUCCAAGGGCCAGGCUGUCGCCCAAUGGCUUGAGGAGAGCGAUGAUGUAGUCGAUGAAUAUCACAUGCCCCUACAGAGAGAUUCGAGAGGAUCCCUCCCCCGACGACCGCCGUCUAGGGACCAGCCUCAAUCUAUUCGACGAGAGUCAGUGAACUCACAACGCAAGUCGUCCAACGCAUCAUCCAACUACUACCAGGCAGGAUACAGCCUCUACCCUGCUCCUUCAAAGCCGCUACCACCAAUUCCCACUCCUAAAGCUACCACCACUCCCACUUAUCGGGUACCUUCCCGAGACUCUUCAGAUCGAUCAUCUAUCAGCACUCAUCGUUCCUCUCAGGUCUCAGCGACCGCAUCAACACCUGAUGCUACCUCUGUCAGCUUCUCACCGGGGACCCCUCGUCGCAGCAGGGUCCCUCAUAACUUCUAUAAACCUCCAGAUCCUUCUGAACUUCUUCCUCCACCCCGAAAAUCGUCUCGUCCUGCCGAGGUUGUGUUCUGGAAGCGCCUUCAGUCUGACGAUAAGAAGAAUGGCCCUAUCCACUACCUCGACAUGUCUUCUAGCCUUGCCACAUUGGCGACCAAACAUGGAAACAACAUCAUAAAGGUUUGGUCCACGGCGGGAGGCACUGUUCAGCAGGUCAUCAAGAUUUCCUCCUACACCGCGGCCCAGUCUCGCUCUCGCGAGUAUCUUAUUCGCAGUCAUGCCAUUCUCUCAGAACCUAUGAAUCUCAUUGCCAUUGCCACCCGUUUUGGCAGAUACAUUGAAAUUUGGAACUGGGCCAAGAAGAAGAACCUGCAGUCAAUCGACAAUGCUGAUCGGUGGACUUCAGCCCAAAUCGAGUCUUACGACGGCGCUCUCAGCUCUCUUGCCAUUUAUGGCGGUGAGAAGGGGAUAAUUGAUCUCUACAAAGCGACUCCAGACAAGAAGCCCUUUGUCAAGACGCGUACCAUUGACCUAAAUAAGGUUGAUCUUCCGUUUGUCCCCCAGUAUCCAGAGCUUGCACUAUCAAGGACGAGCCCUUUGCUUGUCAUUGGUGCCGGACCACGUCCUCCGCGCCAAGGUCACCCUCCUCCAGAAAAGGAGACGCUUUUGGUAGCGUGGGACACUACAGAAGGCGCCUCAGACAAGCCUUACCGAGUGGCGAGGCCGUGGCAGCACAAAGAGCUGGAUACGGCUAUUCCUUGCGACAUGGUCACCUAUGGAAGUGUCUGUGUCUCUAUUUGGAUCCCUGCUACUUUCCGUGCCGUGCCCGCUACAAAUGGCGGUUCGGGCUACAAUCUUAGCCCCGUCACUGUUCCGUACCGCUAUGUUUUGCUUUGGGAUCUUGCAGCCAACUCCACCCGAACCUUUGGCAUUCCUAAUACGACGUCUUGCCUCUCACCCGAUUGCCGCUUUGUGGCUUACUGCCAUGCAACCGGAACUGACAUUGGAGCCCGAGGCAGCAUCGUCAUUCUGGAUGUCAUGACAGGCAAGGAGGUCUGGAGCUGGCCAGACCCAGAGGCUCUAGCUAUUGACUAUACUCCUCGGCCGGGUUUUGAGCAAUUCGAUGACCUUGCGCGAGUCACAGAGCUCUCUUUCUCCGCCGACGGAAAAUUCUUGAAUGUUGGCGACUUGGAUGGCCAUGUCGGCAUGUUUGAAGUGCGUGAAUCUACUGGAGAUAGACUGCAGCUCCACAUGAUUUAACAACAUGGGAUUUUCUCCCAGAUGAAUGGCAUCUUCUCACAGGAUGUGGGAACAAUUUGUUUUUAUGAAGUUAUGCUUGAUUGCAAUGUAUUAUCGCUAUGCUUGGACGACCGAAGGAUAGGGUAUGAUCGAUAACAAUAAUUCAGAUACCAAGGUUUCAAUAUUGGCUAUUUAUCCACUUAAUUAUCUACUACGAACUACAUAUCACU
Trichoderma virens Gv29-8 is the source of this 2419-nucleotide messenger RNA. RefSeq lists its product as uncharacterized. The coding region runs from base 324 to 2210 and encodes 628 amino acids. NCBI's taxonomy places the organism in Eukaryota, Fungi, Ascomycota, Sordariomycetes, Hypocreales, Hypocreaceae. Gene Ontology annotation, molecular function: protein binding. The transcript is spliced from 2 exons. The record is from RefSeq and is a predicted model, not a curated record.